AUGGAGCACUUCUCCCCUCAGGACACGAAGAACGUCGCCGGACGAGCCGGAGGUGGCCCUUCGCCUGGCCCACCUUCCCAAUAUCCCCAAAGUGGCCGAUUUCAACAGCCCAGUCCUCCAGUCGGGCCCCCCCACUCCCAGCAACAUCAAAUGCCACGAGGAAGCACACCACCGCAGCAACAGGGCGGAGCGCCAGUGCUACCGUCCGGGCCGCCGCAAUUACCUCCGCAACUGUUCACAACUGCUGCGCAACUUUUAGAUUUAACCGACAAGAAACUUGUUCUGAUCCUUCGUGACGGUCGCAAAUUAAUCGGAGUGCUACGAAGCUGGGACCAAUUCGCGAACUUGGUCCUUCAAGAUACGGUCGAACGAGUUUAUUCCGGAAAUCUCUAUGGAGAAGAACCGCGUGGCGUAUAUUUAGUACGAGGAGAAAAUGUCCUUCUCCUUGGAGAGAUUGAUCUCGACAAGGAAGACGAUAUACCUGAACCUUACCGUCAAGCGCCGUACAAGGAAGUUCUUGAGAUGAAGCAACGAGAGGAUUCCGAGCGAAAAAGGACAGACAAACGCCGCGGCGGGAAGCUACAAACCCUUGGGUUCGAGGCUGAACACAGUGGUGAAGUCUUAUUCUGA
Molecule: messenger RNA, 630 nt
Organism: Coccidioides posadasii C735 delta SOWgp
Lineage: Eukaryota; Fungi; Ascomycota; Eurotiomycetes; Onygenales; Onygenaceae
Source: RefSeq, a predicted model, not a curated record